CGGCUCUUAGCGACUGGCAGGCGCCAUGGCGGCCGCUCGCAGCGACAUGGCGGAGCCGGAGGGGCUGCUUCCCGGCCAGGCGGCGGCCGCCGAGGAGGAGGACGCGGCUGCCGCUGUCGCUGCGGCUGCCGCUGUCGCUGCUGCUGCCGCCGCCGCCGGCAGCUCCUCGUCGUCGCCUUCGUCCUUGUUGUCGUCGGUGGCGGCCGCCGCGGAGCCGGAGCCGCUGCUGGUGCUGAACGGCGAGGCGGAGAGCAUGUCGGAGCCCAGCCCGGAGAGCGCCAGCCAGGCCGGGGACGGGGAGGACGAGGACGACGAGGAAGAGGAGGAGGAGGAGGAGGAAGAAGACGAGGAGGAGGAAGAGGAGGAGGAGGAAGGCGGCGAGGAGGAGGCGAGCAGCCUGGUGGGGAGCAGCAGCGGCAGCACGAGCAGCGGCUGCUGCAGCGACGAGACCCGCUCGCUCAGCCCCGGCGGCAGCAGCGAGGCCGACGCCAAGGAGGAGCCCAAGGGCCCCCGGGGCAGCCAGGAGUCCGGGCUGGGCCGCGGCGGCGGAGGCGGCGGCGGCGGCGGAGGCGGCGGGGGGAGCAGCUCCAGCUCCUCCAGCAGCAGCAGCAGCGUGUCCAGCGGCGGCGACGAGGGCUACGGCACCGGCACCGGCGGCGGCAGCAGCAGCUGCAGCGCCACGUCGGGCGGCCGGCGGGGCAGCCUGGAGAUGUCGUCGGACGGCGAGCCCCUGAGCCGCAUGGACUCGGAGGACAGCAUAAGCAGCACUAUUAUGGAUGUAGAUAGCACAAUUUCCAGUGGGCGUUCAACUCCAGUAAUGAUGAAUGGGCAAGGAGUUCCUGCCUCCUCUGCAAAAAGCAUCGCUUACAACUGUUGUUGGGACCACUGCCAUGCUUGCUUCAGCUCCAGCCCGGAUUUGGCAGAUCAUAUUCGCUCCAUACAUGUGGAUGGUCAACGAGGAGGGGUGUUUGUUUGCUUGUGGAAAGGUUGCAAAGUGUAUAAUACACCUUCAACAAGUCAAAGUUGGUUGCAGAGGCAUAUGCUGACACACAGUGGAGACAAACCUUUCAAGUGUGUAGUUGGUGGGUGCAAUGCCAGCUUUGCAUCUCAGGGAGGACUUGCCCGUCACGUGCCCACACACUUCAGCCAGCAGAACUCUUCAAAAGUUGCCAGUCAGCCAAAGGCCAAAGAGGAAUCUCCAUCUAAAGCUGGAAUGAAUAAAAGAAGAAAGUUAAAGAACAAGAGACGACGAUCAUUACCAAGACCUCAUGACUUCUUUGAUGCACAAACACUGGAUGCUAUAAGACAUCGAGCCAUCUGCUUUAACCUCUCAGCACAUAUAGAAAGUUUAGGAAAAGGCCACAGUGUUGUAUUUCAUAGUACUGUAAUAGCUAAAAGAAAAGAAGAUUCUGGAAAAAUAAAACUCUUGCUUCAUUGGACACCAGAGGACAUUCUGCCUGAUGUGUGGGUAAAUGAAAGUGAGCGACAUCAGUUAAAAACUAAAGUAGUUCAUUUAUCAAAACUACCAAAAGAUACUGCCUUGCUUCUGGACCCAAACAUAUACAGAAAUUCUAGUAAAGGAGGUACAUACAGUGGAAUCCUGAAAGAUCACUUCUGUUAAGAUCACAUACUGAACAAUGCCCCAGAAGAGGUUGAAGAGGUAAAAACCAAGCAAGUGGGGACACCUUCAGUCUUAGUCACUGACAAUGGAUUUAGAAAUAAAGUUGCACAUUAGUCAAAUCCCAUCCUUUUUUUCUUUUUUUUAGAUAAAUAUUUAUGCUUAGUGUAAACAUUCUGUGAAUGAAGUUGAUGCUUCCGUGGAAUAUAUUAAUAUAUUACUGUAUAUCCACAUUUUCAUGGAAUGGUACAGUGGGAGACUGAGCAAACACUCUUCUGGCAACUUAGUGGAACAACUGAAAGGCUUUGCAUGCUUGCUUCCUUAAGCUGCUUUUUUCUUUAGUGAAUACAGUAGUUCAUAUUUGAUGAAAAGAAAAAGUAACCAUCACCAUUUACUCACAAUUCCCAGGAGAACUGUUAACAAGCUAUUAGGCUUCUUGUCAAUAUUAACAAAAUAUAAUAUGCCAGACAAUAAAACAGCUAGCAAGGGAUUAUCCUGUUACCCUUUCAGUAUGGUGGAUAGUAAUCAUUUGUCAUUUGUAACCUCGUGUCCUUUCUCAGAUCCGUAAGAUAUGUUGAAUUAUAAUGUUUAAAAAAAAUGUUGAUGGAAUGCUUGUCUUUUCCACUCAACUACAAAUACACAUAGUACGGUUUAAAGAUGUUAAGAGUGUUGCAGUAUGUCUGAUCCCCUUUUCAGGAGUAGUAUAGUAUGUUAAUGAGAUCUUCUCUUAUGUGAUCUGUAUCAAUGGACGGUUUUUGAAAAACCUCUACUUAGCAGUUAGUGUUACUGGUGUUUUAUUUUACUUUUUUGUCCCUGUAGAACCCCCAUUCACUUGUAAAGUAUACUUUUUUAUUUGGCCUAAUGUUUUCUAGAUGUAAAGAAAAUGGUAUUUUUAAAAAAAUAUAUCUAGAAAAUCAAUCCUUUAUGCACCAAAGUUGGCUUUGAAAAGAAAAAUAAAAUCAUUUUCUUGCUUAAUAAGCAAGAAGCCAUGGAUUUUUUUAACUGACAAAUAGAGAUGUGUCUAACCUGUUAGUCUUUGUAUGGAGACAAAAAUGUUGCAUAUAGAUGAUAGGACAUUGCUUGUAAAUAUUUCAGCAGAUUUGUAAUAUAUUUUUAUAUUAUGAAAUGUACUGUAGAUGUUUUUCUAGAGGCAUGAAAGUUAAAAUGUAUAUAUUACGGUAGAAAUAAUAUUGAAGGAUAUUGUAAUUCACUAGUGCUGCCAGAAGAAUUGUUUAAAAAAGCACCUUCCUUAACAAUAAAAAAAAAAAACUUCUUUUACAUACCUAAGGGACUAUAUACUACUGUUAAUAUCUGUUGUAAGAACAAAAAUACAUUGAACAUCCUUCCCAGAAAUCUUAGAGGGAUGAAUAGUACCCAUAAUUAAUACAUGGCGCUCCUUUCUAAUAGUGAACAAGAAGUUAGUUUUUUCCUUGCUAUUGGAAGGAACUAAUAUGUAAAAUUUGUAUGGAUAUAUGCAGUCAAACUGCAGAGUUAGUCCUCCUUAUUGGGGAGGAAUUUACUACAGUGAAACUAAUAACCAGCAGUUUUUACACUAAAUUUUUAUUAAAUAGAAUAAAAGUUAGAAGUAACCCUUUGGUUGCAAAAGUGAGCAUAUCCUAAUGUAAUACAAAUGCGUUCCGCAUUGGUACUGACACGAGAGUCUUGCUUAGCACCAAUGGGUUAAAAAUGUUACUUAUAUACAUGAAAAAAAAGUCUUAUCAAGCAAAAUAAAGUGCAGAUUAAAAGCACCACUAAUAUAAGAUGUUCUGGAAUGGUUGUUUAAUAAGGGUAUUACUCAUAAAAUCUGUAGUGAUGUGACUUUAUUUUUGGAAAAAAAAUGCAGUGUUUUUUUUUUUGCUUGAGCACUUCACCUACUGCUUUUUCUGUACCUAUAAAGUAAUCCGCAAUCUUUGUUUCUUUUAUGAAUUUGUUAUAAAAUUGCCAAAUAGAAGUGUUUCAGAUAUAGUUUGUAUUUGUAUUUUUUUAAUUUUAUUGCUUCAUGAGUUUCUUGUAAGUCAUUUAUAAUUGACAGAUGAUUGUAGACCUUGCCUGAGUAUUUUUUCUAAUAAAACAAAGCAAACAAACCUCAUUAGCUUCAAAAUUGUAAGAUUUCAAUGAAGUUUUCAAAGGUAAAUGUAAGCAUGUCACUGUCUCUUUUAUUUUGCCCCUAAGUGGUGAAACACACUUAAAUAUUUAAAUACUUAUCUGAUGUUUUCAUAAUACAACUUCUCUCUUGGAGGGAAAAAAAUUUAAAGGUGUAAAAUCAAAACACGUAGGAACAAAUAGAUACGCUGGGAUUAAUUAACCUUGUCAUAGUAAUCAAAAGGAAAGUGGAUUUCUGGCAAUUUUAACUUGAAGUCAUCCAAGUGAAUUAGUAAAACCAUUUUAACCAU
Cygnus olor (mute swan) is the source of this 4011-nucleotide messenger RNA. It is a transcript of the gene AEBP2, whose product is annotated as AE binding protein 2. Gene Ontology annotation, cellular component: ESC/E(Z) complex. The transcript is spliced from 9 exons. The record is from RefSeq and is a predicted model, not a curated record. Gene Ontology annotation, biological process: regulation of transcription by RNA polymerase II. The coding region runs from base 26 to 1621 and encodes 531 amino acids. Lineage: Eukaryota; Metazoa; Chordata; Aves; Anseriformes; Anatidae.